Molecule: messenger RNA, 2241 nt
Organism: Amphibalanus amphitrite
Lineage: Eukaryota; Metazoa; Arthropoda; Thecostraca; Balanomorpha; Balanidae
Product: glutamate-gated chloride channel-like
Exons: 1
Coding region: 268-1953 (561 amino acids)
Biological process (GO): regulation of membrane potential; chemical synaptic transmission; signal transduction
Cellular component (GO): synapse; membrane; neuron projection
Molecular function (GO): transmembrane signaling receptor activity; extracellular ligand-gated monoatomic ion channel activity; neurotransmitter receptor activity
Source: RefSeq, a predicted model, not a curated record
UUUCCUUUUCUACUAUAUAUGGCCUUGCCUUUUCUCGCUUUUCCCUUCACGAGUUCCGUGCAUGUGCAUAAGUGUCUUUCCCACAGUCCAAGCUCGUUGGCGCUUAUCUCCCACCCUACUGCACCUUAUAAGUGUUUCCCACGCUAAAUGCUCCAUAAAUGUAUCAUUAAGUAAUCUUUAAAAAUACGUUGUCACUAAGUUCAUUACGUCACUGUCCUAGCGUUAAGUUGUCUGGCCAUCAAAGUGCAAACACAACCUUACAUAAAAAUGAAGAGCAUGUGUAAGCGAAUUAAUAUUUGUAGGUAUGAUUAUCUUUGCAUUACUAUCUUCGCCCUGGUGAACAUUGGCCACUCUGCGGAGGAUCCAAACAUCACAGUUUCAACAAAUGGAUCAUCACUUCUACAAACCACUGAAGAGCCUGAACAUUCGCACUCACUUCUCGAAGAAGAAAUGCAUGCUUUGAAAUGUGCCCAAAGUUCUCUCGUUGGUCCAGACUACAAUAAAAUAUUCCAGCCACUGCCAACUGAUAGUAUAGAGGCUUCUUCGCCUGACAAGCACGCAGAGCCUAUCAUUAUUCGGAUAAUCGUGGACAUACUUCGGGUCAUGGAUGUCAACGAACAUGAAGAAGUCAUCGUGCUAUUACUAACUCUGAAGCAGUUUUGGACAGACACCAGACUAAAACCACCGCCCGAGUUCACUGACGAUUGUCCCAACUUGAACAAGCUAAGCAACGGUCCAGUGCGCUAUCUACCGGAAGAGGCUACCAAGGCAAUCUGGUUUCCUGACGUAUAUUUGAAUCGAGUAGAAGAACUGCACAUUUCAAAGGUACUGGUAAACUCUGACGCUCUUCGCAUCGAUCAGUUCGGUAACGUCAGCUACACGAUGUUCGGGAAAUUCAAGCUAUCUUGCGAGAUGAACUUCAGAAACUUCCCAUUGGACGUUCAAUAUUGUCCCAUGUAUGUGGAGAGUUGGCGUAUCCGAACCACCGAACAGGACCUAAUAUGGGAUCCAGACAACCCAAUCGGCCUGCUGAGUGAUUACAAAAUCGACCAGUUUUCACUGCACGUCGUCGUCCUUAAGAUCAACAAGGUCAAGUAUGACACAGGAUCCUUUGCCCGCAUCGGCUUCAUGCUGGUAUUCAGCCGCAAGCUGCCGUUCUACCUGCUGCAGAUCUACUUCCCCACGGUGCUGUUCGUCAUCAUCUCGUGGCUGACGUUUUUCAUCCCUCCCCCGUACGCCCAGGGUCGGAUCAUCCUUACCAUCACCACGCUGCUGGCACUCACCGCGCUGAACUCAAUCAUCAGCAAACACUCGCCGUCCGCCUCGUACCUGCGCGGCAUCGACGUCUGGAUGCAGGGCUGCUUCCUGUUUGUGUUUGUGGCCAUUGUCGACUGCCUGGUGGACAUCCGGCUGCUGUUUGUCGUUUCACAGUCGUACAAACAGGAGAACCCCAGCUUCCUGUUGCCCGUGUCGGUGGCGCUCGUCGAGAACCGAGAGGUGUUCGAUGACCUGUUCGGCGCCGAGGGAGACACCGACGCCGACGACGGGCCCGACGCCACGCCCUCCGUCUACUGCGACGCGCCCGAGCCGGGCCCGUCGAUGGCCGAUGUACCGGUGCAGGGUGACCUGGUCAGCAAGCGCGUGUCGUUCGCCGAGCCGUCGGCUCCUGCCACGCGCGCCCUGGUGAGCCCGCAGCAGCUGCGCGCCGCCGAGUCCGGCCCGCUGCAGGUACCGCCCGCGCCCGGCGGCGACGUCUCCGAGAGACUCGAGCAGCGAGCCAUCAAGUUCGAGAAGGUGUCCAUCGUCGUGUACCCCAUCAUGUUCGUGUUGUUUAAUAUGUGUUACUGGAGCUACUAUCUGAACGCGUCGAAGCCACCGACCGGCGUGACCCACGAGAUUACGGGCGGGUUCAUACCGGAGCCAAAGGUGAUGCACGACUUCAGCUCGACAUGAUUGGUGAUAUGAGACACUCGGGUCUGAGCAGCACGCCGCCACGCCGUGCUAACACAGCGCACUGUACCAAAUGCGGCUCAAUUUACCAUAUACUAACGGCCUUUCAGGCGGUAAGAUAGGUCUAGAAAUACAGAAUGGACAUCCUUCCCUUAGGAAUGUUUUAUCCCUACGAUGAUUAGUCUUCCCUGAUUGUGUUUGAACCCAUCAUUGUCGUGGUAUGUAAGACGUUCGUCACUAUGUUCCGCCAUGUUUGUAUUUAUGAAAUAUAUUUCACUCGAAAGCCUUCCA